CGCUGGAUGGCCGCGUUAUAACUGGGAUCCUCGCUGACGUGUGGCUGCCUGCUCCUUGGCAGCUGUCGCUUUGGACCAGUAGGCAGAGGGAAACUGCCGCUGACGAGUCUUUUGCAUCUUGCAAGGGACUGUAAUCUACUGUAGAGAAGAACAGAACCUCUCAAUCACGCGGUGUAAAUAAGAGACGGAGGGGAGUCCAAGAGAAAAGGAAGAGGAGGGGAAAAGUGCGUGUCGGGGGAGCGGGAAAAAGCAUUUUUGGUGGAUGGUAUGAAGCCAGCCAUGGAAACUGCAGCCGAGGAAAGUACUGAACAAAGCCAAGAGAGAAAAGUGAGCAGCAGAGCUGGAAUGGAAAUUGGCAGGUACCACUGGAUGUACCCAGGCUCAAAGAACCACCAGUACCAUCCCGUGCCAACCCUGGGGGACAGGGCUAGCCCCUUGAGCAGUCCAGGCUGCUUUGAGUGCUGCAUCAAGUGUCUGGGAGGCGUCCCCUAUGCCUCUCUGGUGGCCACCAUCCUCUGCUUCUCUGGGGUCGCCUUGUUCUGCGGCUGCGGGCACGUGGCCCUUGCUGGCACCGUGGCGAUUCUGGAGCAACACUUCUCCACCAACACCAGUGACCACGCCUUGCUGAGUGAGGUAAUACAGCUGAUGCAGUAUGUCAUCUAUGGGAUCGCGUCCUUCUUCUUCUUGUACGGGAUCAUUCUGCUGGCGGAAGGCUUCUACACCACCAGCGCCGUGAAGGAGCUCCACGGAGAGUUUAAAACAACCGCCUGUGGCCGCUGCAUCAGUGGGAUGGCGUUUGCUGACCUGCGGUCUAGAGGAGAAGAGAGCUUAGGAGCUCAUGCAAAGAUAGGCUCCUAA
Molecule: messenger RNA, 858 nt
Organism: Suricata suricatta (meerkat)
Lineage: Eukaryota; Metazoa; Chordata; Mammalia; Carnivora; Herpestidae
Gene: GPM6B
Product: glycoprotein M6B
Exons: 5
Coding region: 268-858 (196 amino acids)
Biological process (GO): axon development; central nervous system myelination
Cellular component (GO): myelin sheath; plasma membrane
Molecular function (GO): structural constituent of myelin sheath
Source: RefSeq, a predicted model, not a curated record